Molecule: messenger RNA, 6848 nt
Organism: Paramisgurnus dabryanus
Lineage: Eukaryota; Metazoa; Chordata; Actinopteri; Cypriniformes; Cobitidae
Product: sorbin and SH3 domain-containing protein 1
Biological process (GO): cell-substrate adhesion
Cellular component (GO): cell-substrate junction; cytoplasm; nucleus
Molecular function (GO): protein binding
Source: RefSeq, a predicted model, not a curated record
CUCCAGUGAGCGAGGGGAUAUUGUAAUGACAGCGCGAGGCUCCAAGCUCGGGCAAGCGCGUGCUGCUAUGACAGCAGUGUUAUCAAUACAGAAAGCUGGACUGCUUCCUUAUGAAGGCCUCUCCAGCAGAGGGCACAGUGAAAUUUGAUGCAGCCCCCGCUCAUCCAGCCUGCCGACGCACCGUAUCUGCUGUGCGAGUAACACCGCUGAGAACCAUGAAGAGUUCCCCUGACCUCAUGCCAACUGAGCUGGACCCAACUCGUGUUUGCAAGGGGAAGGGUGCUGUCAUGUUGAGAGCGACGCUUGUGCACAUUGAUGAUGAAGAGAACACAAGCAUCGAGCUACCCGAGAACUCAGCCAAAUGUGGUUGGCUUGGUGCGGUCAAUGGGGAAACAGAAACAGGUCUGGCGCAUAAAGAUGUAAACAACACCACAGCUGAUUUAAAUUCAACACAAGUCAAUGAGACAAAGACAAAGGUGGACUCACCUCAGCAUACGUCCCGUCCUGAGCCACACAGUGCUGUUAGCUCAUCAACCAAAGCGUCCUGUUCGUAUCCCCCUACCAGCAGUGUGAAUCCUACAAUCGUCUUACUGCAGCACAGCAGAGGAGCAGUUGCAGAGAAGGGCAGUGGCCCUGCCCAGAGCCCUGCCGUCAGUCAGAUAAUAACUCCCACUGAAACACCAGUAGACAUGCAAGGCAAGAGAAUUAAACUGUCUACUGCACCAGCACCUCGUGUCCCAGUGCGGAACACAGAGAUAUCAAAGGACUGGUACAAAAGCAUGUUUAAACAGAUCCACAAAGUCCCAGAGCCUCUCGAAGAAAAUCCAUAUCGUCCCACCUACAUAUUCCCUGAGAGCAAUGACAGGCCGAUCAGAACCAGAGAUGACAGCCCAACAUAUGCUGCUGAGGAUGUGCGUACUGUUCCUCGCUCAAAGAGCGCUGCAGAUGUGGGAAGCUCAAAAGUACAGAUGCCUGUGCCAACACGCACGUCCUCCCUAACACCUCACAGGAACGAGUGGGAGCCCCCUGACAAGAAAGUAGACACCAGGAAGUACCGUGCCGAGCCCAGGAGCAUAUUUGAGUACGAGCCAGGAAAAUCAUCUGUACUGAGGCUGGAGAGACCGACUCAGGACGUAUGUCCGGAAGAUGUAGAUUUAGAGAAUGAGCCAUGGUAUAGGUUCUUUACUGAGAUGGAGUUUGGCAAAGUGAGUGCCCCCUCUUUCAGCCCUUUGGAAACAUCAUCCGACCUACAGCAAUACUCGGCCUGUAAAACAGGCGGCAGUGAAGCUGAAACGAGGGACGGCUUGUCUGCCGGUGGGCAGGCAGCUCCGGAAUGUGAUCGGCACAUUUACAAGAGCGUCCUGGAGGGCGGCGACAUCCCUCUGCAGGGCUUGAGAGCGCUUAAUAAGCGCAACCCCAGCACUUCAUCCAAAGUGGAUUAUAAAGGUGGGAAUGGCUAUAUGAUUUCACCCAGCUCAUCUGUAAAUAGUCACUCAGUUAUUGCCAGUAAUGUGCUAGCUUCUGAAUAUAAGACAAAAAAGUCCUUGUCAGCUGCCAAAGCCUGGAUCCCUCAAAUCCUUCCCUCUAAGUUUAAGCCCAAGCUAUCGCCCGCUACUGAUGAGAGCCAGGAGAGACGGGUUGAGCCGACACAGCGGCCCAAAGCGCACAGCUGUGAGGAUCUACACGAAGACGCCUGUGGCUCACAGAACGGAGAUGGAACCGACAAUGAUCACAGGUUAAACUCGGCCUCCAAGGGCAACUGUUCACCUGAGAGCAGAAACCUUCAUAAAAAUGGACCGGUUUUGGGAUCAGUGAGAAGUACGGAAUUUUCUGCCCUUUAUAAGAACAUGCAUAACAUUCAGAGGCCAAGCUCUCUUGGGUCUAGCCCCAAUGGUAGUGUCCGCUGCCUAGCUUCUUUGUUUGAGAAGCCUGGAGAUGACACCGAAAAAAGGACUGAAAUCAUCCCGCGGGAUGCCGUUACCUUCCGGGUGAUGGAGUUUGAGCGUAUCAUUCAGCGAUCCAGCUCCGCCCCCACACGCUCUGCCUCAAUGCCUAUACUUCCUAGCAACCCAAGCCCUUCACAGAGCCCCGUACCAAGCUACUUCCUCCAGUCGACUCUGUCAGCCGAGACUUUGGUUAUGCCAGGUCCUGCACAUAAUGAGGACUGCCCAGCUUUGACUGCGGAGAAGCAGUACUCCAAAGAGGACCCUUCUGUUUCGAAUCACACCCUAAGAACUGACUUUCCUUUGGAAAAUGAGGGCAAACUGGAGGAGAAAAACAGUUGUAGACAUGAUGCUGCCAAAGAGAAUUCCUCCAGCGAUACCUCAGAACCUACGGGCCACCAUCAUCAUCAUCAUCACGAUCACUUCCCCCUCCACCUCAAACAAAGCAAAUGUAAAGGCACCUGCCCUGCUUCCUACACUCGAUUCACCACCAUUCUCAGGCAUGAGCGCCAACAAGCCACCAACCUGCAAGAGAAAAGAUGUUCUCCACCCAGGAACUUACUUUUAAUGGGCCCGGCCCCUUUCUCCUUACGGAGAUCAUUACACGGUCAACAGUCCAAAAAGACUUGCCCCCUCUCGGCCAUGAAACCCAUGUCUGGAGACCUGACAGAGAACCGUCUCUUCUGUCCCAAGCCAAUCCCUGUUAUUCCUCAACGCCUGUCCUCUUUGGAGGUGCUGGAGAGGUUGAGUAAUGGAGAAACCUCUCCUUGUGAAGGGUGCACCUCGGAUGACCUCACGGAUGUGGAAUGUAAAGAUCACGCUGAAGAUUCAGAUUCCUCACACCCGAUAAGUCAUGGAGAGAACUCAGACGAGUCUGUCCGGAAACGCUACGGAGAUAAAGAGAAAAUUCUGGAAGAGCAGAGACGGCUGAAGCGAGAGCAGGAAGAAGCAGACACAGCCUCUCGGAGACACGCUGGACUUGUAGUGACUCAUCAACAGUUCAUUACUAAUGAUCGCUUCGGUGACCUACUGGUUAUUAAUGAGAAAGACAAGAAAAAACCCAUAGAGAGGACUCCUGCUCUUGCACGAUUCGACUUUAGAGCAGAGACUCUAAAGGAACUACCAUUUCAAAAGGGAGAUGUUGUGUACAUCUACCGGCAGGUUGACCAGAACUGGUUUGAAGGAGAGCAUCAUGGGAGAGUUGGAAUUUUUCCACGCAGUUACGUUGAUAUCCUGCCCCCAACAGAGAAGGUUCAGCCCAAAAAGUGUGCUCCGGUCCAAGUGCUGGAAUAUGGGGAGGCUAUUGCUCGUUUCAAUUUUACCGGUGACACAGCCGUUGAAAUGACUUUCAGGAAGGGGGAGCGUAUUACACUGAUUCGUAGAGUGGAUGAAAACUGGUAUGAAGGCAAAAUUUCUGGCACUAACCGGCAGGGAAUCUUCCCAGUCACCUACAUAGAGGUGCACAAGAGACCCCGAGUGAAAAACGGAGUGGAUUACCCGGAUCCUCCUGUCAGCCACUCUCCUCACCGGAGCACUAAUGCCUCUCCACAGCCCAUUCGUAAUCGGCUCAUCACCUCCCCCCUUCCUCUCCCACGCUCCCCCUGUCGAUCUGUCUCACCUGAGGUCCAUGCCAUCUCCAAUGAGUGGAUUUCUCUCACAGUGGGAGGAGUCAGCAGCAGCCCCCCUGCCGCACCCACUCCGCCCCUUCCCCCUCUGCCAAGCACCUCAUACCGCUUGGGCGAAUACCUGCCCCCAUCCCUGUCAGCCAGCCCUGUGCCUCCCGUCAGCAGCAGCCCCUACGGCAUCUCCCCAAUGGCUUCUCCAUCCACCUCUCCUUUACCUCCAUCCCAUCCACCCCGCCCCUGCUCGGCCAACCCGUUCCUCACCUUUACUCCACCUAAGGGGGAGGACUUCCUUCUUUUCCCGCCCUCUCCUCGCCUCUCUCGCAGCCUGAGUCCAUGUGGGGGUGCUGGGCUUGAGGGUUGGCUUAAUGGGGGUAUCAGGUUGGAUCAAGAGUUACAGGAAAGGAAUGGGGCUGAAAUAGACAGGGCUGGCUGCCUCCACAAGGCUCCUUACAGCAGGGGCAAUAGCCCAGCAGAGCCAUUAAGAAAUGAUGUAGAGUAUUAUGGGAGAUCUUCAAGAAGUCCUGUCAUGCUGUUUGACAUCCAAGACAACAACAUGAACGCCAAUUCAUUCACGGAGGCAGUGUGUAAUGAGAUCAUGAAUAUUGCAGAGACCUCAGUGAGGUACUGCAGCACUUUGUCACGCCCCAUAGACUCCGCCCACCAACUACUGUGUCCUCCAUAUAAACGCUCUCUCAUCAUUUCCCAGCAACCCCUGUCCCAGAGCAGCAGUCCUGAGCCUGGACGCAUGAGCUGUGGAAUAUUUCAGGCUCUGUACAAUUAUGUGCCUCAGAAUGACGAUGAGCUGGAACUACAGGAAGGAGAUCUGGUCAACGUUAUGGAGAAAUGUGAUGAUGGCUGGUUUGUGGGUACAUCAAAGAGGACAAAACAGUUUGGCACUUUUCCUGGCAACUAUGUAAAAGUCGUUCAUUUGUGACACAACAUGUUCGAAGAAAUGAUGGUGUGUAUGAAGAGAUUCUAGCACUGUGCUUAACAGGCAGACCCUGUUUGGGACACUCAUGAUAUAUUGACAUCAGAUGAAGUUAUCUCCUCCCUACCAAAAUGUAAUCUUGUCCAGGUGAAUGUCGAGGUAUGUGAUCAGUAAGGUUUGCGGCAUGUCAGCAAGGAACACGUAGUUCAAUUGAACAACAGUGGCAGAUGUUGGUAUUAUCUAAUAAAUGAAGGAUUUUAUUUGUUUUGAAAUGCUCUGAUUUAGCUAAAAGCCAUUUAUGUUUAUUUCUUAUCUUAAGGAAAAAUGAACGAGUUUACAGCUGCAAACUGUACUGAAGUGCAGUGCAAAAACACUUUAUCACAUACCUGACAUUACAAGCCAUUUCUGAAAAAUGUAUUAAAUUAUACAAUUUAUUUUUGCUAUAAAUGUGGACUUUCAGUGAGAAGGUUGACAGUAUAUUGAAAGCAUCUGAAGGUGUCUGUAUUAAAAAGUUACUGGGGCGAGGAAAGCUUUGAAGAAAGUUUAAUAUGAAGUGUUUAUAUAUUAAAUUGCUUUAGAAAAGAAAUGUCGAUUCAUAAAACACUCUUUGAAAAAGUGUGAUUUCAAUUUAUAUUCCAAUAUGAGCAUUGGCCACAGUGUAUUUAACAGCGCAAAAAAGCCAUUUGUAGACAUCAAAAUUAUUUCGGUCAGUGUUAGUCGUGUUAAGGAGGAUAUUGAAGUUUUGGCUCAUAAGCUAUGUUCAUGACACACCUAAAGCCUACAGCGAGUUUCGAUGCAGCAUGUUUGUAUCAUCACAGCACUUACUGAAUUUUAAUACCAUACAACAUUUCUGUUUAUUAGAUCAUAACUGAAUGACCAACUCACAAAUCUCCAGUGCAUACUAUUUUGGACUUGCUAACCAAAAAUGAAUAAGCUGUGUUUGAGCAAAGAUGUGAAGGGCUAAAACUAAACCCCACUAAACCCUAAAGAACUUAUUCUGACUAAAUGCUUUGCCUCAUACUAUUUAUUUGCCUGAGUGCUGUGUAUGUCUUCAUUUUCAAUCAUUCAAUUUUGAUUUGGUUGUUCUGAAGAGUGUAUUAUGAGACGCAGUGUUUUUACAGUACCCCCUUUAACACAAGGCUUGAUGAUGAUAUCUUAAUCCAGGUACUCACUGACAUUUACAGUGUUUUGGCUGGCAUCUGUUUGUGUGUUGGGAUUGGACGAUCCAUAUGCGAUUGCCGUACCUCGUUUUCAAAGUGCCAUUUACAGUAGAGGAUGCUAAAUCUGGACCGUUGGGUUUUAUUUUAUUGAUUAGCAUUUAGUCUUCCUUACCAGAAUGUAGUUAAUAUCUACUAUGUAUGGUUGUAGAUUUGCUUUUGCUUCCAUUUAAGAGGUAUUACAAACUGAAAAACAGCCGUUUGGCUUUCUUCUGUCCUCUAACAAUGUUAAAAUUACAUUGUUUUUUUUUUAUCUCCCCUAUAGUUUUAUACGGUCCAUUCCAUAUAAUGCCAGAGACUGUGCUGCUAGAGCGCAUGAGGAUUAUUUGUCCUCACCUAAAUGCGUAUACACUUCCGUCCGGUUCAAAAGGAGACAUUGGAAAAUCCGUUAUGUCUGAUUAAAAAUGUCUAGAUUAUAUUUUUGUCCUUUUGUAAAUCAGUGGUUGUUGCUAAAACUUUGUCAUUAAGUAAUGAUAGAAGAUCGAGAACACAUUUAUUAAAUACAAGAACUUUAAACUGUGUUUUGGCCUCUUGAACCAUUUAAAUCUAGCGUAGCAUUUAUGAAUGUAGUGUUCUGAGAAACCUGUAACUUUUGGAAUAGGAACAAGGUUGAAAUUUAAAGCUUUCCUAUUCAGUCAGAGUUGUAAAUAUGUAAAGUAUAAAUAAAUGAAAGUGACUGAAGUUACAGCAACCUCUAUAAAUAUUACAGAUUAUAUUAAAUGAAGAAUAUUGGGAAAGCACAGAGAUUUGCUUAACAUAGGCAAACUAAUAACUGAAUGAGUGAUUCUUACACUGUGUUGGGAUAUAAAUGCCUUUCUCAUGUCUCAUGUCUUCAAUGAACUGUGCCUCGUUUUUGUUGUUGUUUUAUGCCUAGAGGUAAACACAUGUUAACAUAAGUUUGUGACAGGAGACAAUUACCAGGUUCUUUACCACAAUCACCGCAGUUAUUCAAGAGCACCUGAGAUGUGUAAUGUAUAAUUAUUACUUUAUGAUCUGUAUGCAGCUGCGAAUUUUGCAUUGUUUGUUUGAUUUUGUUUAUUUGCAGUGCUGUUACAAUUACAUUGAAUUGAAACACUAUUUACUGCUGUGAUUUCCUCAUUAUGCAAUAUUUAAUAAACAAUAUUACAGCUUUUAA